Molecule: messenger RNA, 794 nt
Organism: Thermothelomyces thermophilus ATCC 42464
Lineage: Eukaryota; Fungi; Ascomycota; Sordariomycetes; Sordariales; Chaetomiaceae
Exons: 2
Coding region: 48-614 (188 amino acids)
Biological process (GO): mitophagy
Molecular function (GO): mitochondrion autophagosome adaptor activity
Source: RefSeq, a predicted model, not a curated record
CCCAAUUCCAUGAUCUCAAGCAUCAAGUCUUGAAGCCCACCUUCACAAUGUCCGGAUCUGUCCCCCUCCAAGUCGCCGAAACCGUCCAAACAGCACACCUGAACCGCUCUCCGUCUCCGCAGCACGACAUCAACCCUUCCACGGCCGCCUCACACAAGGAGCCCGUACAUCUCGAGCCUGCCUACCCCGACGAUGGCAACAUCGACGAGGACCACCUAAUCGUUGGGGAGGACGGGACCGAGGAUGAGGAGGAGGAGGAGGAGGAGGAGGAGGAGAGCUCGGCGCACUACCGGUCCUCACGCGUCACGCCGCGCCCGCGCCGGCACCACCUCCCCCCAAUGCCCGACCUGCGCUUUGAGCAAAGCUACCUGUGGAGCAUACGCAACGCGGACACGUGGUGGAAGAUUGGGUGGAUUACGAUCAGGGACCAGGUCAUGAUGCCCUUUCUCCAAGGCAUUCUUUACAACCUCGGGAUUUGUGGGUGGCAGUACUGGAACAGGAAUGCGCGGAUACACGGAUCGACACUCGGGGCUCGAUUGAGGAGGUGGUGGUAUGGGGUGAAUAACUGGCAAAUACCGCCCGAGAAUCCUGCAUGGCGGAGGAGAUACAAAUAAGGGAGGGCGGAGGCCGAACAGCAGCUCGUCGAUGAUAUUAAGCUGGAAUCACUAUGGGCCAAAGUUCCGGCUGUAUGUACAGUAAUCUAGGUCUCUGCAAUGCAUCUGCCGAGUGAAUAUCUAUCUGUAUUACGGGUUCAGGGUUUGAGAACAUACGGCUGCGAUGACUCCCCGCUCUUC